Molecule: messenger RNA, 492 nt
Organism: Ilex paraguariensis (yerba mate)
Lineage: Eukaryota; Viridiplantae; Streptophyta; Magnoliopsida; Aquifoliales; Aquifoliaceae
Source: the annotation of a GenBank genome assembly
AUGGGACCCUGUGGCCUUGCUGGGCAUUAUGGAUUCCUGUGGGGUUCUUGGUCUCUUAUUAUUGCAGUUGUGGGGAGUAUCCGGUUUUUCAUUUGCUGCUAUGGGCAGGAGUGCACUGUUCACGUGAACAGCCUAAUUUCAGCUGGCCUUUGUUUUCAGCUGGUUUUCAGCUGCUCUCUGAGGUUUGUUUUAAGAGUUUCUCCAUUGAAUGCAGUUGGUUCUGGGUUGAAGGGCACUGCUCACGUGACUACUCAUGGGACUGUUCCCGUGAACAGUGUUAAUGCUUCUGGUGCUGGUCCUUUCAACUGCUUCCUUGGGACUUCUCCCUCGAAUUUCAAAUGGAGUUUCAGCUCCUUUUGCAGAAGUCAAAUUGGAAAUUGCAAUAGGCUUUCCAAACCUGGCAUUGGGUGUCCAUGUGGAGGAGAGUUUGCGGCUGAUGACUGCUGGCGUGACGGGUACCAUGAAGACAGUGCACCCCGUCCUUCAUAUUGA